Eurytemora carolleeae is the source of this 613-nucleotide messenger RNA. RefSeq lists its product as uncharacterized. The coding region runs from base 54 to 566 and encodes 170 amino acids. Lineage: Eukaryota; Metazoa; Arthropoda; Copepoda; Calanoida; Temoridae. The transcript is spliced from 4 exons. The record is from RefSeq and is a predicted model, not a curated record.
UAAUUACAGAGAUUAAUAGUUUAGUGUUUUGUAUAUUUUUCCGGUGUAGCAUUAUGCUAAUACUAGUUCUAUGUUUAAGUUUAGCAUAUUCAUCACCAAUAUCAGAAAACAUGUAUGUUGUGACGAUGAAGAAUGGAUCUAGUUUUUUGAUGAGAAUGCCAGAUAUAGAUGUAUCUGUAACACCGAGACUACCAGAUGUAGAUGUAUCUGAAGCACCGAGACUACCAGAUGGAGAUGUAGCUGUAACACUGAGACUACAACAUGGAGAUGUAUCUGUAACACCGAAACUACUAAAUGGAGAUGUAUCUGUAACACCGAGACUUCCAAAUGGAGAUGUAUCUGUAACAUCUAGACUACCAGAUAGAAAUGUAUAUUUAAAACCUUCUCUUCCUUCAUCAACAAUCCAACCUAGGACAGCCAGAACUACACACUUAACUAACAUGGUUGGUCUGGUAGGAAGUGAUUAUGGUAUAAACUGUGAAACUAUGAAGUGUAAUUGUGAUGGAACACGAAAAAAACGUCAGGUAGAGGCCUGCUGCAACUGUAAUGACAUAAAUCGUAAGUAAGCAGAGGGUAGAGAGGGUAGAGAGGUAGAAUAGAGGGUAGAAUAGAG